ACCGGGAAUAUCGGGGACAACCGGGAAACCGAGAGGACAACCGGGAACACCGGCUCGGACACGGCGGCACCGGGGAGCGGUGAACCGAGGGAUUGCCCCGGUGUCGGUCCCGGUGCCGGUCCCGGUGCCGGUCCCGGUGCCUCCCGUGCCGCCAGGAACUGCCCCGGGUUUUCCUGCCCGUCCCGUCCCGUCCCGGUGCGGCGGGGCGCAGCGCGGGGACCCCGGCCCGGUAUCGGUUCUGCUUUCGGCGGGGCGGGAGCACCUGCCCCGGGAUUCCCCACCUGCCGCCGCCCCAUAAGAGCCCGGUGGCGGCGCCGGUGGCGGCACAGACCGGGCAGCGAUGGCUCCGCUCCGCCGCCUCCGCCUCUGCCUGCUGCUGGCUCUGCUGCCGCCGCCUCCCGCCGCCCCGGCACCGGCACCGGGACAGGCACCGGGACAGACAGCGGUACCGGUACCGGACUGGGCCGCCUGCAGGGUCCUGUCCCGGGAGCUCUCGCGGCUGCUGGGGACGGUCAGGGAGCCGCACCCGGUGCUGGAGGGGCUGCAGCUGCUCGAGGACGAACCCCAAAAUUGGCCCCCCCGGAUCCGCUGCAGCGACGCCUGCGACCCCCUGAGCCUGGAGAGCAACCACACGCGCUGCCUGCAGCGGGUCCGGCAGGCGCUGCAGCACUACCGGGACCUGCUGGGCUCCGACAUCUUCCGCGAGCGGCCGCAGCCGCAGCUGCAGAGCGCCCUGGAGCGGCUGCUGCGCCACGUCCCGGUGAGCGCCGGGGCUGCGGGGCGGCCGGGGCCUCCCCCGGUGUCCCCCGGUGUCCCUCAGGGUCCCACAGUGUCCCUCAUUGUCACUC
Molecule: messenger RNA, 848 nt
Organism: Passer montanus (Eurasian tree sparrow)
Lineage: Eukaryota; Metazoa; Chordata; Aves; Passeriformes; Passeridae
Gene: IL23A
Product: interleukin 23 subunit alpha
Exons: 3
Biological process (GO): immune response; positive regulation of T cell proliferation; positive regulation of T-helper 17 cell lineage commitment
Cellular component (GO): extracellular region; interleukin-23 complex
Molecular function (GO): cytokine activity
Source: RefSeq, a predicted model, not a curated record